Molecule: messenger RNA, 1185 nt
Organism: Phalaenopsis equestris
Lineage: Eukaryota; Viridiplantae; Streptophyta; Magnoliopsida; Asparagales; Orchidaceae
Product: E3 ubiquitin-protein ligase BRE1-like
Exons: 6
Coding region: 409-1056 (215 amino acids)
Source: RefSeq, a predicted model, not a curated record
AUCGGAAGGUAUAUUUUCAGAAGAAGAUGGCAGCAAUGGAGCGCAAAGAUUGAAAUGGUUUAAUUGUCGAGUAUAUAUUUAAACGGUACAGAGGAUAUUCCUCUCUUCUUCCUCUCUCUCUCUCUCUCUGCGCAGAAUUCUUCGCUUCAGGCCGGAAAACGGAUUCCGCCAGCGCCAUUAUCCUUCGCCGCGUGUGAGCUCGCCGGAGAAAGAUUUCACCGAACAAGAACUCCUUGUAGCAAACGGGUCUCCGAACUCAAACCCCUAACCUCCGCACGCAACAAAUCGCCGGAUAGCCGGUGUUUUCUUCUUGGAGAGAUUGGGGGUUUGUUGCUGCUGGGUUUAGUUUGAGAACAUAGUGAGGCUAUUGCAGACUAGAGGAAGAUAAGGCUGAGUAAACGGACUAAGAUGGUUCGGAACUUUGAUCUUAAUGCCCUUCCUGAUGAAAACGGGCAGCCUGAGGUAAGCGAUACUCCUUCUGAUCUGCAGCAUGAGCAUCCUCCCUCUAGCAGUGGCUCUGGGCCCGUUCCUUCAGCCACUGAUGCGGAUGCUAUAGAUAAUGAAGCAGCAUUUCAAACUCCGCCAGAAUGGCGUGCUCCAAGGAGAAGACGUACUCCUAGAAUACUAAUUGGUGAAAUCGUGCGAACGAAUGCUGAAAGUUCAGGAGCUGCUGUGGAAGAACGAAUGCGAAAGCUUUGUCCCGAUUGUUUUGAAAGUGAAGGAGGUUCUGUACAAGGACCAGUACAAAUAGUUUGUCCGGAUUGCUGUGAACUGGCUCCGAGUAAUGACGGUGUUCCCACGGUGAGGAAAACAAUCCAGUUUCUUCCAGAGAAAGAAAUAGAGUCUUCCUCGUCGUGUUCGCCAGAGCCUGAUGAGAAUGCUUUAAUCUGUGCUGUCUGCAUGCGCAAAGUGAAUGAUCCUUCUUCAACGACUUGCGGUCAUGUGUUUUGCACCAAGUGCAUCGAGGACACCGUUGCCAGGCUGAAGAAAUGUCCCACCUGCAGGAAGAGGCUCACAAAGAGCAGUUUCCACAAAAUUUUCCUCCAAAAUGGCUGAUUUUUUUUCUCUAUUUUACUUCUACUUUUCAGUUUUUUUAAAAAUAAUACCUGGUCCAUAUCCAUCCUUCAUUGUCUCUCAAUAAAAUCUUUGAGGCUGCAUUUGGGAUGUUUUUUUCAUAGUUUUAUA